AUGAGUUUAGAGAAGAUCACAUGGAAAUGGAUAAUCCCGGGCUGUUGCAAGACUCGGAACCAAGUGCUGGAACCAAAAAAAGAGGUCUCAAAGCAAAUCUCUUUCCAGAGGCUGUCUAUUUCAGAUGUGAGCGAUCCCAGCUCGCCGCUGUUUGCAGACGAUCUCUCGAAUUCUCUAAUCGGCUCAAAGCUGCACGUGUUUUCCUUAGCAGAGCUAAAGGACAUAACAAACAACUUCUCAUGGAGUAAUUUGCUCGGAGAAGGCGGGUUUGGACCGGUGUACAAGGGAUUCGUCGACGAAAAGCUUAGGCCUGGUUUGGUGGCUCAGCCUGUUGCUGUCAAACUACUAGACUUGGAUGGCCUGCAAGGCCAUAGAGAGUGGCUGGCAGAAAUAAUUUUUCUUGGGCAGUUAAGGCAUCCUAAUCUUGUGAAGCUGAUUGGAUAUUGUUGUGAGGAUGAGCACAGGCUCCUAGUGUAUGACUACAUGGCAAGAGGCAGCUUAGAAAAUCAUCUGUUCAGAAGAUUCACUGCUGCCAUGCCAUGGUCAACUAGAAUGAAAAUUGCUUUUGGAGCAGCAAAGGGAUUGGCCUUUCUGCAUGAGGCAGAUAAACCAGUGAUAUUCAGAGAUUUCAAGAGUUCAAACAUUUUAUUAGACACUGACUAUACGCCUAAACUUUCAGAUUUUGGGUUAGCAAAGGAUGGCCCAGAAGGCGAAGAAACACAUAUAACUACCACACAUAUAUUUGGCACUCAGGGGUAUGCUGCUCCGGAGUACAUCAUGACAGGUCAUUUGACAACCAAAAGUGACGUGUAUGGAUAUGGAGUAGUUCUACUAGAGCUGCUAACAGGAAAACGGUCAAUAGACAGGAAUCGCCCAAGUCGUAAACAGAGCCUUGUGGAAUGGGCAAGACCUCUUUUGAAGGACCCCAAAAAGCUUGACCGUUUUAUGGACCCCAGACUGGAGGGACAAUUUUCCACCAAGGGUGCUCAAAGGGCAGCUCUAUUGGCCUACAAAUGCUUGAGCAACCACCCCAAGUGUCGCCCCACCAUGGGCGAUGUAGUCACAAUCUUGGAGCCUCUUUUGGACUUAAACGACUGGUUUUUUGAACCUUUUGUGUAUGUUGCACCAACCGAUGAAAGUGUUACCAUGGAGUGUUUAGUGAACGAGAAAGGAGAUAGCAAUGAAGGGGAUGGCUGCCGGGGUGGUUGGCGUCGCAGGAUUAACUCGACCAUGUCAUCAGUUACUCACUCAGACACGUCGUUGUAUAGGAUAGGAAAUUCGAAAAUAGUUUAG
Morus notabilis is the source of this 1293-nucleotide messenger RNA. RefSeq names its product serine/threonine-protein kinase RIPK. The record is from RefSeq and is a predicted model, not a curated record. The coding region runs from base 1 to 1293 and encodes 430 amino acids. NCBI's taxonomy places the organism in Eukaryota, Viridiplantae, Streptophyta, Magnoliopsida, Rosales, Moraceae. The transcript has 5 exons. Gene Ontology annotation, molecular function: ATP binding; protein kinase activity. Gene Ontology annotation, biological process: protein phosphorylation.